Messenger RNA from Pelodiscus sinensis (Chinese soft-shelled turtle), 2719 nucleotides. It is a transcript of the gene CERCAM, whose product is annotated as cerebral endothelial cell adhesion molecule. The record is from RefSeq and is a predicted model, not a curated record. Lineage: Eukaryota; Metazoa; Chordata; Testudines; Trionychidae.
CCCAGGGAAAGGGGGCGAGGCCAAUUCUGGAGAGGAGCUGGGUGACUCUCAGCUCCAGGCAGCCGGGCCCCAGCCAGUACCCCCGGCCCGGCCAGGCCAGCAGCAGAGAACCGGUCGCGGCAGCUGAGGCAUCUUCUGGGCUGGUGGCCCCAAGAUUUGAUCUGCAGUAGGGCACAGCCCCAGAGUUCACAGGCACCGGCCCUUCCCCACUGCGGGUAUUCCCCUCCCCUCCCCUUCUCUUCCCUCCGGCGCUGAUUCCCAGCCCGGCCCCUCUCUCCCCCGCCCCCUUCUCCGCCCCGCUCCCAGCUCGGCUCCCCGGCUGCUGGAGCCGCUCCCCGCGGCCAUGAGCCCCACCGCGCUGCUGCGCUGCGCCCUGCUCCUGCUGCUGGGGGGCUCCGCCGGGAAGGCGGCGGCGGGGGGGAGCCCAGCCGGGCAGCAGCAGGAGCUGCCCACCGUGGUGAUCGCCAUCCUAGCCCGCAACUCGGAGCACUCGCUGGCCCACUACCUGGGGGCCCUGGAGCGCCUGGACUACCCCAAGGAGCGCAUCUCUGUCUGGUGUGCAACAGAUCACAAUAGCGACAACACGACUGAGAUCCUGUGGGAAUGGCUGACGGCCAUGGAGAAACACUAUCACUACAUUGAAUGGAAGUCAGUGGAGGAGCCCCGCUCUUACCCCGAGGAGCUUGGCCCCAAGCACUGGACAGACGAACGCUACGAACAUGUCAUGAGGCUCAAGCAGGAAGCUCUGAGCUUCGCUCGGGCCAAGGGGGCAGAUUAUCUCCUGCUCACCGACACAGACAGCAUCCUGACCAACAAUCAGACCCUGACCUUCCUGAUCGCGCAGAACAAAUCUGUGAUCGCCCCCAUGCUGGAUUCACAGACAUACUACUCCAACUUCUGGUGUGGGAUAACCCCUCAGGGUUACUACCGCAGGACGGCAGACUAUUUCCCCACCAAGAACCGCCAGCGUGUGGGCUGCUUCGCCGUCCCCAUGGUAUACGCCACCUUCUUGCUCGACCUGCGGAAAGAGGGGACCUCCGAGCUCGCCUUCCAUCCGCCCCACCCCAACUACACCUGGCCCUUCGACGACAUCAUCGUCUUCGCCUUCUCCUGCCAAGCAGCGGGAGUCCAGAUCUACGUGUGUAACCAGGAGCGGUUUGGCUACAUCAAUGUCCCAGUGAAGCCUCAUCAGACGCUGGAGGACGAACGCAUCAACUUUGUGCACCUCAUCCUGGAAGCCAUGGUGGAUGGCCCCCCGAUGUACCCCUCCGAGCAUGUUUCCCUUCGCCCCAAGCACCUUGGGAAAAUGGGCUUUGAUGAGAUUUUCCUGAUUAACCUAGUGCGGCGGCCAGACAGGCGCCAGCGGAUGCUGAGUUCACUCCAUGAGCUGGAGCUAGAGCCGCUGGUGGUGGAUGCUGUGGAUGGGAGCGCCCUGAACAGCAGCGACAUUAAGAACCUGGGUGUGGAUCUGCUCCCAGGAUACUAUGACCCCUUCUCCGGCAGGACGCUCACCAAGGGGGAGGUUGGUUGCUUCCUCAGCCAUUAUUACAUCUGGAAAGAGAUCGUGGCGCGGGGGCUGGAGAAGUCGGUGGUGUUUGAGGAUGAUGUGCGCUUCGAGGUCUAUUUCAAGGUGCGGCUGACGCGACUGAUGGAGGAGUUGGAGUGGGCACAGCUGGACUGGGACCUGAUCUACCUGGGCAGGAAGCAGGUGAACUCGGAGGACGAGGAGCCGGUGGAGGACGUGCGGAAGCUGGUGGUGGCUGAAUAUUCCUACUGGACCCUGGCUUACAUCAUCUCCCAGCGGGGGGCACAGAAGCUGAUCAGGGCUGAGCCCCUGUCCAAAAUGCUGCCGGUGGAUGAGUUCCUGCCCAUCAUGUAUGACAAGCACCCAAAGAGUGCUUCCCAUUCAACAGCUACAAAGGAGGGUCUCAGUGAGCCGCUUUGUCCAGCUGCACAUCCACUGGUUCCUGUCGGAGAGAUGCAGCUGUGUUUGCUUGACCCAAGGGGGUGUUUAAUCUGGGCCUACAGUCUUGCUCACUGUAACAGACCGUAUGCGUGGAUUGCACCAAGGAGGACUAUGCUUGACUUUCUGGAUGUCUCUGCCAGAUGGUGGAGCUUUUGGUUUAGCCCUUUGAAACCGACUUCUCCUUCCCCAUCUCUAAUGGUGCCUCUGUCUGAAAGGACAAAACCAUUUGGAAAUGCACAACACAGAGGUAACCCUCCAGGUAUCGACUUGUCUGGUGUUUUCAGACUGAGCUCGUUCCUGUAGGAAUGCAAGAGCCCACUCUGCUGAGAUCUGUCUGGCUGUGGAGCCAGAGGGUGUGUUAGGUCCAAUGGCUUAUGCCGUGUAUUGAUUCUUUUGUAAUACUUGUUUGGACAUUUUAUUUUUUGAUCAACUCAUCCUUCUGCUCCAGCAGACUCAAACGUCUUUCUCUCUUCCACCCCAGCCUGGAGUUGCUUACCACACCCCGUGCCUGGCUGAAAAGGGGAUGGCACCGGGACAUGAGGUAGUGGGUGCCUAAGAAAUGCUCAGACAGACUUUCAAUGCUGUAGGCUGGGGGAGAAUCCAGUGCACUGCAGAAGUAAAGCAAGAAUCCACCCAGCUAAUUGCAGCUUAGGGUUCUCUCUGCAUUAUGCCUGCUGGGUUUUCUCUCACGUGUAUAUUUGACUCAAAUAAGCCUGCCAUCAAGAGGAUUAAACUGGAUUUUAUUUAAGUCAA